AUGCCCCUCCAGGACUCAUCAUCUGCUCUGGUGAAGAGGAAAUACCUGGGACAACAGUCACACCUGGACGGAGACAUCCUUCCCGACCCCCCAAAAACCUGGCCUGAAUCCCCACUCAUAAAAGCACAUGAUAUUGCUUCGUCAAUGUCCCAGACUCAGGCAGAGAGAAUGAGAUCAGUUUUCAUCAACGUCUCCAAGAUCCCCCUGCUCUUCCUCUUCCUGUACAUGUUCGUCUGCUCACUGGAUGUCCUGAGUUCUGCCUUCCAGUUAGCAGGAGGUAAGGUGGCUGGGGACAUCUUCAACGACAAUGCCAUACUGUCCAACCCGGUGGCAGGGCUGGUGGUGGGAAUCCUGGUGACGGUUCUGGUCCAGAGUUCCUCUACCUCCACCUCCAUUGUCGUCAGCCUCGUCUCCUCGGGCCUACUCAAUGUGAGGUCUGCCAUCCCAAUCCUCAUGGGAUCCAAUAUUGGGACGUCCGUCACCAACACCAUCGUUGCUCUGAUGCAGGCUGGAGAGAGGGAUGAGUUUGAACGGGCAUUUGCUGGAGCGACGGUGCAUGACUGUUUUAACUGGCUGUCAGUGCUGGUGCUACUGCCCCUGGAGGCAACCACAGGCCUGCUGAGAAGACUGUCUCAGGCUGUAGUUGACACCUUCCACAUCAGCUCUGGAGAUAAGGCCCCAGAGAUGCUCAAGGUCAUGACUGAACCACUCACCAAACUCAUCAUUCAGUUGGACAAGUCUGUCAUCACAGGCAUCGCCAUGGGAGAUGAGGCCAUGAGUAACAGGAGUCUGGUGAGGGUAUGGUGUAAGAAUCACAUCCUAACGUCCUCUGUGAAUGUUUCUGUUGGUGAUUCCUUCAACUGUACGUCAGUACAACCCUGUUGGCAAAGCAAUGCAACAACCUGGACAACACAGAACAUGACUCUGCUUGUAAAUAUAGAAAAAUGCAGCCAUCUGUUUGUGGACUCGUGGUUGUCCGACCUGGCGGUAGGCCUCAUUCUGCUAGCCUGCUCUCUUCUGCUCCUGUGCACCUGUUUGUUGCUGCUGGUCAAGCUGCUCAAUUCUCUGCUCCAAGGCCAGGUGGCUAAGGCCAUCCAGAGGAUCAUCAACACAGACUUCCCCUACCCGUUUGGCUGGCUGGCAGGUUACCUGGCCAUCCUAGUGGGGGCUGGCAUGACCUUUGUGGUUCAGAGCAGCUCAGUGUUCACCUCUGCCAUCACUCCUCUCAUAGGGAUUGGUGUUAUCAGCAUUGAACGUGCCUACCCGUUGACCCUGGGGUCAAACAUUGGUACAACCACCACAGCUAUCCUGGCAGCAUUGGCAAGCCCAGGGGACAAGCUGGCCGCAGCUUUCCAGGUCGCCUUGUGUCAUUUCUUCUUCAACAUACUGGGCAUUCUGCUGUGGUACCCUGUGCCCACCACCCGCCUACCCAUCCGAAUGGCCAGGACUCUGGGGCAGCGCACGGCCAAGUAUCGCUGGUUCGCUGUACUCUACCUGCUUCUGUGCUUCCUGCUCCUGCCCUCGCUUGUCUUCGCCCUCUCCAUGGCAGGCUGGCAGAUAAUGGCUGGGGUGGGCGUGCCCUUCGCUGCGGCCCUCCUCUUGGUGUCUGUGGUGAACAUGCUGCAGGUACACAGGCCAGGCUGUCUGCCAGUGAGGCUGCAGAGCUGGGACUUCCUGCCUGUCUGGAUGCAUUCCCUUCAACCCCUGGAUACCCUACUCACCAAGGUGACCCUGUGCUGCGCUAAAGGAGGCAGCGAGCCUGGUCUGAUACAGUGCUCUAUGGAUCAUGAUGGUCCUCAGAAGAGGAGCCACAUGGCUUUGGACAACCUUGUUCUGUGUUACAUAGGCGAGGCCCCCACAGUGGUAAUGUCCCAGGGGGCAGACGAAGCCCCCACAGUGGUAAUGUCCCAGGGGGCAGACGAAGCCCCCACAGUGGUAAUGUCCCAGGGGGCAGACGAAGCCCCCACAGUGGUAAUGUCCCAGGGGGCAGACGAAGCCCCCACAGUGGUAAUGUCCCAGGGGGCAGACGAAGCCCCCACAGUGGUAAUGUCCCAGGGGGCAGACGAAGCCCCCACAGUGGUAAUGUCCCAGGGGGCAGACGAAGCCCCCACAGUGGUAAUGUCCCAGGGGGCAGACGAAGCCCCCACAGUGGUAAUGUCCCAGGGGGUGGACAGGGUCAGGAGCACACGUCUGUAGAUCUUAUGACACUGGAACAACAGGGAGACAGAGCAGAAUAUCUUGUGAAAGCAGCAUUGUGGACUGCAAGAAAUGAGCAGUGAUGAUCUAAUGUUAUGGAACAACGAGACUGAAGCAGGAAACUGUAGGAGCUUAUGGUUGCAUGAAAACAUGUCUCCACUCACAGUCAGUUCCUUUAUGGAUUGCGGAAAUCAUGCAUGAUGCCAGCAGCUACAAAACAAUGUUUACUGUGGUUGAGUUAUGUCAUGUACUGUACUUCAAAGCCACGGAAUCAAUGAGAGUUUAUUAUUUACUCACAGUAACUCUCUUUCCAGACAAAUGUUUGGGCCUAUCGCCUACAGGACAUAUGUAUUUUAUCAUAAUUUCCCACAAUCAGGAUAGCAUUUCACUUUCUGUCAAAACAAACACUUCUUCCUCUUUGCUAUCAGAGGUUAGUAAAUGUCUGUCUCUCUGCUGAAAAUGCAGGAAGUCUGAUUGAAUAGAACGACAAAAACCACUCAGCCAAUUAAAAGGCCUUAAAAAAAAGAAUCCAAGUUAUGCAUAUGAAUGGCUGCGUAAUUGAAGCUAUAUAGGAGGGAAUGGGCGCCUCCACACGCUAAUUAUAACGCAGCGGGGCUCUGAAUGGUUGAUUAAACAUCCAUUUGGUGGCAUAAUGGCAAGUGAUUUCCCCAGUUUCAAUACAUUUUAGGCUUAACGUCUCCUCGCUACUCUUUGAACAAUUGGUACUUUUAACCACAUGCAUAUUCCAGAGAGUUAAAAUUAGAUGAUUUGAUCAUUUUGUUCAAAAUCACAAUUAUUGUACAUAUAGGAGUUUCAUAUUUGGGAUGAGAUGGGAAGCAAUUGUUAUAUAUGCUAAAUGUAUCAAGUCAACCGUGUGUAACACAGAUAGACAUUCAUCUAUCUUUCCUGUUUAAAAGACACAGCAGAUCAGGGCUUUUCACUGGCCCAGUUUCUCCA
Messenger RNA from Oncorhynchus tshawytscha (Chinook salmon), 3153 nucleotides. Its product is annotated as sodium-dependent phosphate transport protein 2A-like. The coding region runs from base 1 to 2196 and encodes 731 amino acids. The transcript is spliced from 11 exons. Gene Ontology annotation, biological process: intracellular phosphate ion homeostasis; sodium-dependent phosphate transport. The record is from RefSeq and is a predicted model, not a curated record. Gene Ontology annotation, molecular function: sodium:phosphate symporter activity. Gene Ontology annotation, cellular component: vesicle; brush border; apical plasma membrane. NCBI's taxonomy places the organism in Eukaryota, Metazoa, Chordata, Actinopteri, Salmoniformes, Salmonidae.